AAGUCUGGUUAAGUGGAAGAGUAACAGAGAGAGGUGAAUUUUGGUUUGGAUGUCUUGCUCUUAUUGGUCUUAUUUUUAUUCUCCCUUCUUCAGGGAAGAUAUCAAAUUGCGGAACAUCCGGAGUAUUAAAGUGGGAAAAGUACUUUGGGUAUAUGCAACAGAGAAAGCUGAUAGUUAGAUUUAGAUGGACACUCCAGUGACUGUUCAAACGUGAGAUAGUCAUAUAGUCAUCUAGGUGUGGGUAUAUAAGUAUCAUCGCCUGUAUAAGUACCACAUAUAUAAGUACUAUCUAUGUAAUGGUAAAUGAUAUGAAUUAGAAGUAGUAAAUUUGAGCACUCUAUGACUAUAAAGCUAAAUACAAAACUAUGAGCUCAAUUGAGUUUUGGUUGGUUUGGUCUUGGUCGUCGUACUGGUGAAUGUGUUGAUGGUGCUGUUGUUACAACUCGUGUGCUCAUGAUUUUAUUGAGAUUCAGGUUCAGAUUUAACGGUGUGGUGUUAUGAUAGACUAGCAAAAGCGAUAGUGAUGGUGACGACAAACUACUCAAUAUACUGUCGUGAUAAGCGGGCGCAAUUGAAUAUUAAUUAUCAUUAAUAUUUAAAAAGACUCGCUUUAAAUUAAUAAAAUUGUUUAAUAGUUUUACUGAUGUGUGAUGGGAAGGGAUGAUGGACGGGUCAGUACAACGACAAGAAGACAUUAUUACAUUGAGGACUGAAUUUAGUGUCUCAAAGAGAGUUAAAGAAAAUAAUACUGCAAGAAUAAGUAAAAUACUAACAACCGGUGGAACUGUUGGACUCGGGCCCAGAUAUUUAACGUAAACGGAGCCUGGACAUAAUGCCGGGAUGCGACGUGAAGGCAAGAUAUCUGCCAGCCACCUUCGCGUGGAUCCUUUUACUCAGCACCACAACCCUCUUUUUUUAUUAUCCAUGCCAAUACUAUCUCUUCAAAUACCCAUGGGUACCAGCUCUCCAAGGAGUGAUUGCCUUUUUUGUACUGGCCAACUUUACCCUUGCAACUUUUAUGGACCCAGGUGUCAUUCCAAAAGCACCUCCAGAUGAAGAUAAAGAGGAUGAGUUCAGGGCGCCGUUAUUCAAAAACGUUGAGAUCAAUGGGAUUACUAUACGUAUGAAGUGGUGUGUCACUUGUAAAUUUUACAGACCACCUAGAUGUUCACACUGUAGUGUCUGUGAUCAUUGUAUUGAGACAUUCGAUCAUCAUUGCCCAUGGCUGAAUAAUUGUAUUGGAAGAAGAAAUUACAGAUUUUUUUUCUGUUUUUUAUUAUCACUUAGUUGCCAUAUGCUCAGUAUAUUUGGGCUCUGUUUAUAUUUUGUUUUGGAGCAUAAACAAAAACUUGGAGAGGUCGAUACGACAAUUGCUAUGGUGCUGAUGGGCGUGGUGACAUUAUUAUUUAUUCCAAUUAUUGGGCUAACAGGGUUUCACGUAAUACUUGUGUCAAGAGGACGUACAACAAACGAACAAGUUACUGGCAAAUUUCAAAAUGGUUAUAAUCCAUUCUCACGUGGAUGUUUUCAUAAUUGUUGUUAUACACAAUUUGGACCACAAUUUCCUAGUUUAAAGAAGCCUGAAAAAUAUUUAGAAAAACGUCGUGGUGCCUCUGCGUCUGAGAUAUCUACGAUAGGAAGCGAGAACCAGGUAAAAACCUACAUGGAUAGCAGCAAUGGUGUUAGAAAUGCCAGUUCAAAUGCUUACAACAAGUUAUCUCCUGGUCGAGACGGAUCUGACACGGAUAUGGAGCCAACGGCUUCACAGUCUGCAGAUUGUGAGCCAACGCCUCCGUUACAAAGACACGGAUCGAAAAGUAAUUUUUUCCUGCCACCUGUGGAGACAAACGAUUCGCCUAGACAUCCACCUCCACAGCACCGCCAUCCAAUGCACUAUCCACGCGGAAGUCCUCACCCACGAUCUAGGGGAAUGAAUGGUUCGCGUAGUCAUACGCCGGACGCAUUGUCGCCGGAAGGAGCGGGAUCACCAGCCGCUGGUCCGCAAAGAGGUCAGGGUCAAGGUGGCGCAAGCCCAACUAUGCAACAACGCAUCAGAGCUAUCGGUGUGCCCACACCUCUUGCCAUUUCCAGUCCAAUUCGCAGAUCGAAUCCAGGUACACCGACGCAAAUACGUCGGCCAGACUUUAUCGGUGUCACCGAAGCACCGACAUACUACGACGUCCAGCAUCAUAACAAUACGGGUGGUAACGUUCCGGGAUAUAGUCCACAACGUCGUUUUCUGUCUGAAAGUGAGCUGAUACGACAAAACAAUGAUCAUCCUUACUCACGUACCAACAAUACCGUGGAUAAUAUACGUGAACUGGCUGGUUCACCGCAACGGGGUGUCUAUAUGUGGAAAGACAAUUCACCAAGUGGUUACCCAGGUCCACCAGGUAUGGGAGGCGUUAAUAUGCCAGGCAAUAAUAUCGGAAUACCUGUGCAUCCGUCGGCGUUAUCACAACGACCUCCACCGCCUUACGAUUAUUACUGUUCGAAUCCGACAAGUCCGACACAGCAGCCAUACUCAACAGCUCCACGUGCGGCUUAUCAUCCUGCCUCGCGAGGUGGUGUACCUGUAUUUCCUCCCACCCAUCAGUCGCCUCAGGUCAAGCGUAAAAAUCCACCGACCAUGGCAACACCAACGACUCCAACGUCCAACGACGCGCGACGACGACCCAUGUCAUUUGUACGUGCUUUAGAGAUGAAUGACUCGAUGGAGAUGGUCUCAAUACCCAAUGAUACGAGAUCCUCACAAAGACCGACAACACCAACCCCCGAUCGCACUAGUGUUUAUGAUAUGAACUAUGAAAUAUCUGUAUAGCCACGCUUGAUGGUCUCCGUGCCUAAUGGUUGGACGGGGAUUGCGGAUAAACCGGCUGCUUAUAUUGCUAGAACUUAUGAUACUGGUCAUGAAGUGUCUGUUUAAUAACAGCUAAUAAUAAUUUUAUGAAAUUAUUAUUUUUAUUUAUCAAGUUUCAUAGAAUCUAAGUCUUAAAUUAAAACUGAGGUGCAAAGUGACUGCCAAGCGAGUGUUUUUAAAAAUAACUUUGUGAUGUCUGUUAUACGAAAUCUUCCUUGAAAGAUACCGUUUAUUAAUUAAGAAUUAACGGAUCGUUUGUCUCCAAACUCUUUAAUUUAUAUGUUAUAUAUACAUUUGCAUCACAUAUUAAUAAUAAUUAUAAAUAAAUGUGAGUUAACUGCUACUCCAGCUAAUGUCUCUUCCGGAUAAUGAGGGGUUUUUUUCUUUUCUAAACAAGUACUGAGAAUUUGUAUAAUACUUUAUCUAUACUACGAAAGAACAAUUAAAUAUCAGCUGAUAUGAUAUUGUUUUGCGUUUAAACUGCAUUGAUAGUCACAGAAAAAUAUUAAUACUCAAUGAUGUAGAACAAGGACUUUAUUAUUUUAUAAUAAUAAGUUAGUGGACCUUUGUAAUAAAUUUAAUCAAAAUUAAUUAUGGGGAUCAAUAGAGUAGCUAUUUUGUUAUUAUGUUAACAUUUAUUUCAAGUCAUUAAAUGUUAAUUAAUAUUGUUAAUAAGGUAGUUAUUUAAUAAUUACUAUACAUCAUCGAGUAUUUAUUUUUUUGUUAUUUAUCACGUGGCAGGAAAUCACUCGUUUUUUAUUAGUACACAUUAAGGUCAGUUAGAUUUUUAUACAGUGUCACAGUGACUUAAUUCAACACGCGGCUUACAUCGAUCAACUAUUAUUUUUUUUGUUGACAAUUUUUUUUUUUUUUUUAUUUUGAUAUUGUUUACUAUUAAUAAUAUUUUUUUUUAUAUGUCUGAAGAGAUGUAGGACACGUGGGUGAACUGUAAUUAAUGGAGCAAUUAUAAGAAAACGAAUUAAAUCAAUACACAUAUUUGUGUACGAAAAUAAGUAAACAAUUAAAAUGAAAAAAAAAAAAAUGUCGUGUCCAAUUAAAACGUGUUACUUAAUUGAUUUAAGUUAUUAUCUAAAUAGAGUAACAAAUUCUGUGUAAAAUAAUCGUAUGAAAAUGUGUAGCAAACAAAUUUAUAAUUACGUAUUUAUCAAUUUAGUAUUUGCAGUAACAAAAGAUGAUGAUAAUACUAUCGACAUCAUAAAAAUAUAUUUACAAUAAAUUUUACUUGUUGUCUUUUGUUAAAUAUUUGUUAAUUUAAAAUUCGAAUUAAUGUUGUAUACUAACACACUAGACAAUUGUAUUAAAAUCAAACAUCAGAAUAGAUAAAAAUUUAUUUUUUAUCUUUCGGUUGAUGAAAAUUAUUAUUGAAAUAAUGCUGAAAGGUAUGUGCAUGGUCGUAUGUGUGUUGAGUAGAAAAAGAAUGUGUACAUGAAGCUUGUUUAUGUGAAAGUAAAA
Molecule: messenger RNA, 4333 nt
Organism: Cotesia glomerata
Lineage: Eukaryota; Metazoa; Arthropoda; Insecta; Hymenoptera; Braconidae
Gene: Zdhhc8
Product: palmitoyltransferase ZDHHC5-A
Exons: 10
Coding region: 833-2821 (662 amino acids)
Biological process (GO): protein palmitoylation
Molecular function (GO): palmitoyltransferase activity
Source: RefSeq, a predicted model, not a curated record